CCGGUUUCCAGUCAGUCGCGCGCGGAUCGAGUGAACCUACCGAGAGGUGGUGACCGACCGCAGGUUUUUCUAUUAGAAACCUAAAGAAAAUACAUUUCAAAAGCAACUGACAGUUACAAUAAGACCUUAUUUUUUACCCGAAAGGACGGCGGUACCGGAGAUAAGUCCAGGCGAGCGAAAGAAGAAAGUAAUCCCGAAGGAGAGCGCCCGAAGUGAGCUGGAGGAUCCGAUGCUAACGCUACUUAGCCUGCCUAUGCUAAGCGCUCUCGUGUCAUUCUAACGUUAACAGCCUUUUUGCUUUGACACAACAAAGCAAAGUAGUGGAGUAGACAGCCCUGAAAACUGAAUACUAGCUGCAUUUUAUCUGAACAUUGAGGUGUCCUGUCUUUAAAUUUCGCUUGCUUCUUGUAGUUUACAAGCAAGGCCAAAAGAGACGGAUAUUCACUUAGCAAGAUUAGCUACAGUUCAGUAGCCGGUCUGAUUGAGGUUAACUGCACCGGCUUGGCGCUCAUCGGGACAGUGUACUUGUGUUUCAUAGCUAAAGUUAGCUGGCUCCGAAGCAACUUUAACAUCCCGAGGUGUCAGUGUUUAUAAGUUGGUUAGCUACAUUUGAUAUAGUGAAAGCAUAGUGCUUGGGGAUGUUGAAACAACAACAACAGCCCGGCUCAGGCGGGCGCAAAACGUCAAACGGGACGUCGGGCCCCGGCGGCAUGUCUUCCCCGGGCAGUGGGAUCAACAACAGCAACAGAGCGCCGACUGGGAGGAAUCGAAAUUCUGUGAAGCCACCGUUCCAGUCAUCUCCUGUGUUUGAGGGUGUGUACAACAAUGCCAGGAUGCUACAUUUCCUGACAGCUGUUGUGGGUUCUACAUGUGACAUUAGAGUGAAGAAUGGCAGUGUAUAUGAGGGCAUAUUCAAGACUCUCAGCUCCCGGUGCGAGUUGGCGGUGGAUGCAGUCCACAAGCGCAGUGAGGAGGAGGGCUCAACGUCAGCUCCACCCCGGAGAGAGGAGAUCACUGACACCAUGAUCUUCAGCCCCUCAGACCUGGUCACGAUGAUCUGCAGAGACGUUGACCUCAACUAUGCCACCAGAGACUCCUUCACAGACACAGCCAUCAGCUCCAGCCGUGUCAAUGGAGAGCACAAAGAAAAAGUACUGCAGAGAUGGGAGGGAGGUGACAGCAACGGGGAGAGUUAUGACCUAGAGAAUGAUACAUCCAAUGGCUGGGAUGCCAAUGAGAUGUUCCGUUACAAUGAAGUGAAAUAUGGAGUCACUUCAACAUACGACUCCAGCCUCUCCAUGUACACUGUGCCACUGGAGAGGGGCAGUUCAGAGGGCUAUCGGCAGAGGGAGGCACGUGCUGCUCGCCUGGCCAGUGAGAUUGAGUCAAGCCCACAGUAUCGCCACCGUGUCAGCCUGGAAAAUGAGGAGGGCAAGACUGAAGAGGAAAAGUAUAGCGCUGUUGUGCGAGAUGGUGCUGAUCGUGAGAGGGGCCGAGAGAGCCCCCGGGACAGGGAGCGAGAGAGGGGCCGAGACAGCCCUGGAGCCAACAGCAGGGAGGGCAAGUACAUUCCGUUACCCCAACGCCAGAGAGAGAUGAACCGGGAACGGGACCGAGCUGACAGAGGUCCUGGUGGGCCUUCACCUCACAACCGACUAAGUGGAGGUUACCGCUCCACACCCCCUUCCUCCUCCUCCUCCUCCUCUCCCAGACCCCCCCUUCCCUCUGCUGCUGGGCCACAGGCUGGUGUCUCCCCUGCAGAACGAAGCAGCCCUCUGUCUGGCCGAGGCGGAGGCUUUGCUCCCCACCACCCACAGGGCAGCCCCAGCCCAGGACCUGGCUCCAGCCCUGCAAGCCCCUUCACCCCUGCCUCCCCUGGGGGUCCGGCCUCAGCAGCCUCUGCUUCAGCUGCCCAGUCCCCGGCCAGCCCCCCCGCCCCACAUGGACACUCUGUCCCCCACUCCCACUCACUCCCACACUCGCUGUCUGAUGCUGGCAGGCCUGUCAAUGGAGUGUCAGCUAGAACGUCUCCCAAAGCCCAAAGACCUCAACAGUCGAGCAAAACAGUCCGUACUUCAAACUCACACACUCAGUCAACAGCCACUCGCUCUCCUAAAUCAGGCUCCUCCCAGGACACACCUUAUUUGGACACAUCAUCUGUCUCUAUGCCCACUCAGAAGACUUCUGGCCCCGCCCCUCUCUUCCCUGUAGAUGUGAACGAAAUCCUUAGCACAGCUGCAAAGGAACGCUCAGCCGAGAGCCCCAGCAGCACAGAGGACAGCAAGACUAGUAAAGCUCCCUCAGUUCAGCAAAGGUCGCAGAUUGAGGAGUUGCGGAAAUUUGGCAAGGAAUUCAGGCUCCAGCCAAGUGGAGGCAAUUCUAGUUCUCCCAGCUCCCCAGCAGCAGCAACUCCUCCUGCUCCAAGUGAGAUCACCCAAGCCAGCCCAAAACCAUCAUCAUCUGACGCUCAACCAGCCUCAGAGGCUAAACCCCAGCCCCCAGCUGCCAGUCCUUCCCAGCCCCAGCCCUCACCAGCCCCUGCUGAGGAGCCAACCAAGGACACCAGCACUGCACCAAACACCACAGCUGCCAGCACAGGACCCAUUUCAGACCGGCAGUCACCAGCUGCCCCUCAGCCUGCCAGGACCCCAGGAAGUGAGGAAGUCAGGUCGGAGACAACGGAGCGAACGGAAGGAGUGGCUGACCAAGUGAAGAAGUCAACGCUAAACCCCAACGCUAAAGAGUUCAACCCUAUCAAACCUCAAAUGCCUAUGUCAAAGCCCAACACUGCCCCCACACCACCUCGUCCCACUCCUCCAAGCCCAGUGGUCCUUCAGCACCCAGGGGGGCAGGGACCUCUCUACAAUGGUCCCUACCUCUCCUAUGUCUCACAGAUCCACUCUGUGCAGCCCCCUCCAAUGUACCAGUAUACCAUGUCCACAGUCAACCAGGGAAAGUACACUAGGACCAAAAGCUCAGUUGUCGCACCACGCUCUGAUCAUGGUACGUCAGCGCCUCCCAUGCUGCAGGCUGCCGCAUCUGCUGCUGGAGCCCCCCUGGUGGCGUCGCCCUACCCUCAGUCCUACCUGCAGUACAACCCGCAGCAGUACAGUCAGCAGCAGGUCAUCCAGGCCAUGACACCUUACCCUGGACAGCCUGUGUACCCCAUGCUGCAGGGAGGUGCCAGGAUGAUAGGUCAAGGUGGGGCUCCCCACCCUCAGGCCCUGGGACCUCCAGGAGGCCCUCAGUUCCCUGCACAGGGAGACGGACCUCAGGGCCCACAGCAGGGUAUCUAUGCCCCCCAGUCUUUCUCCCACCACUCAGGUGCAGUGCAUCAGCCGCAGCCCUCCAGCACCCCUACAGGGAACCAGCCCCCACCCCAACACGCUGCCCCUAGCCCCGGACAGAACGCCCAGUCGGGCCCACAGCCCCAGUCCUUGUACCACUCAGGUCCCCUGUCAGCACCCACUCCCCCCAACAUGCCGCCAGGCCACACGUCUCCACAGGGCUCCUACCCCAUCCAGGGCUACAGCAUCCACGGCCACCAGGGCAUCCCACACACAUACCCUCUGGGUCAGCUAGCACAGGCCCAUGUACAGGGGGCCAUGUCGGGUCCCCACCACUCGGGGAGCCACGGUCAGCCCCAGUUAGUGAUGCUGCAGCCGCCUCCACCCCAGCAGGGCCCAGGCUCAGUGCCCCAGCACCCACAGCACGGACCCCAGCAAGGAGCACACCAACACUUCUACAUAGGACAUCCACAAGCAAUGCAGGUACAAACACACCCCUCGCCCUUCCAUCCUCCUGGAAACUAAAGUCCUCUGGUCCCCACCCACCCCAUCCCUGCCCCUUGGAACAAGCCUGAACAUCUCCAUAGAGUCCUGGAUGUGAGGCCCAAACUGGAUGUGACCCACAAAAACAAAAGACUUACAGGAUAGUACAGGGGAGAGAGGAGGACAAAACGUCACAUGGCACCUUAUUUGUCUGCUGUAUCAGUACAACUUCAAUUUCAGCCCCAAACGAAGAGGACCACAAGACUUGAGAUGCUUUUGAUGAAGGUGGAAGACAGCAUCGUCCAAUCCUGGCUGUCAUCCAGCUCUCCACUCCAUCUCCCUCCCUUGUAAAGACUUAAGGCACCAUGCUGGAGAAGCAAAAGCGAGGCUGAAUAAAAGGAGACACGACACUUUAUCUUCCAACAUUGUGUUUUUAGCCUUGUGGGUUUAAGUACCAUAAAACAAAUGGGAAAUACAAACUGACGCGGGAUUUUUGUGAAUUCAGAGCAUGUGUCCCCAAGGAAUAAAGAACACACGGCUUGAAAGGAGGGAAUAGAAGAGGAGAGGGGAUUUUUAGCAGUUUUUUUGUUUGUUUGUUUUUUUUUUAACUUGAUCCGGUAGUUAAAACCCACCCCCUUUGCCCUUCUUCUCUCCUGUAGGGAAAUAUAAAUAAUAAUAAAAGAAAACACAAAAAAAUUAUUAAAACAACAAUGACCAAAAAAUAAAGUUUUCAACUUAACUACA
This is a messenger RNA of Myripristis murdjan (pinecone soldierfish), 4514 nucleotides long. RefSeq names its product ataxin-2-like protein. Gene Ontology annotation, molecular function: mRNA binding. The record is from RefSeq and is a predicted model, not a curated record. NCBI's taxonomy places the organism in Eukaryota, Metazoa, Chordata, Actinopteri, Holocentriformes, Holocentridae. Bases 639 to 3812 code for a protein of 1057 amino acids. The transcript is spliced from 23 exons. Gene Ontology annotation, biological process: cytoplasmic stress granule assembly. Gene Ontology annotation, cellular component: cytoplasmic stress granule.